GUCACAAGCCGAGUAGUGGGACAAGACGGGAUCCCCUCCCUACUCCUCCUUCACGCAGGACCCAGCGCUUUAAAAAAAUCCACCCACUCACGCAAGCAUACGGUGACGCGCACGUCUCCAGUUCGCGUUUGCGGCCAUAAUCACCAACCCCAUCACAACACACAGUUAUCCUUUUCCGACGUGGAAAUAUUUCGCGACAGAAGGUCUGUCAGGAAAACGGGGAGGUUUACGGAUCGCUUCGGCCCCGUUCUGUGUCGCGACGGACCCGGAUUCACUUUUCUGCGCCACGGCUCGGGAUCAGCCGAGCUACAAGUCUCCUUUGAAAAAACACGGGGCCAUAUGCUGGUAUGCACGGAACACUUUGGAUUUAGCAUCAUUCAGCCACGACCACUUGGACCGACUGUUUUCUUCCAAUGUCCCAGAGACAACAUGACCGCUCUCAAAGCACCAGACUGCUAAGUGUGGGCUUCACCUCGUCCACUCCCGUUCCAGCUCCCUGAAACUGCUUUCCCACUUUCCCAGCCAGACAUGAAGCAGGUGGGGCUCUGGACGGCCUCCGAUGUUUCUGAUUGGCUGACAGAAGAGUGCAUGCAGGAGUAUUCUGAUGCGUUGCGGAACACGGACGGCCCUGCUCUCCUAAGGCUCACCGAGGAAGACUUCAAAGCCCCGCCCCUGUCCCUGGUCACUGGAGAUGGUGGGCGACAACUAAUGGAGCGUAUCGAGACUUUGCGCUUCACGAGCCACAUGAAGGCACACAAAAGCAACAACCUUGAGAAUAGUCACCACGCGAACGGACACACAACCGCUACACAUGCCAAUGGCAGUGUCGGCAAUGGCAAGAUCCUCAACGGCGGGCCUAAAAAUGGAUUCCUCUACGAGCCGGUUCGCAUCUUGAUCCCGCUGCCCUCCGAACAGGAACGCAUGCCGUUUCCCACAGAGUGGUUCAAAACGGGCGUGGCCUUCCUGUACGCCGUAUGCUGCUUUGUCACGACAACAGUCAUGAUCUCGGUGGUGCACGAGCGAGUCCCACCCAAAGAGGAGUCCCCACCCUUGCCCGAUAAAUUCUUUGAUCUGUUUGAUCGCGUGCAGUGGGCGUUUUCCAUCUGCGAGAUCAACGGCAUGCUGCUGGUGGGACUCUGGCUUGCACAGUGGUGUCUGCUCAAGCACAGGUCAAUAGUUGGCCGGCGGUUCUUUUUCAUCGUGGGCACUCUGUACCUGUACAGAUGCGUGACCAUGUAUGUUACGACGUUACCUGUGCCUGGCAUGCACUUUAAAUGCUCUCCCAAGCUCUUUGGUGACUGGGAGGCUCAGUCCCGUCGGGUCUUAAAAAUGAUUGCAGGCGGUGGGCUGUCCAUCACUGGCUCUCACUCAUUGUGUGGAGAUUACUUGUACAGUGGACACACAGUAAUGCUGACGCUAACAUACCUCUUCAUUAAAGAGUAUUCGCCACAGAGGUUUUGGUGGUAUCACUGGAUCUGCUGGUGCCUGAGUGCGAUCGGGAUCUUCUGCAUCCUCUUGGCUCAUGACCACUACACAGUCGAUGUGGUGGUGGCCUACUUCAUGACCACACGCCUCUUCUGGUGGUACCAUACAAUGGCCAAUCAGCAGGCUUUGAAAGAGAAUUCUGCCGGCAACCUGUUCUCUCACGUCUGGUGGUUCGGCCCAUUUCAGUACUUUGAGAGUAACGUGCGGGGCAUCGUGCCUCGAAACUACCAGCUGCCAUUUUUGUGGCGAACAUUGAUGAGUUCCCGGGUUAAAUACAACAGGCUGGACUCUCGUGAGUCGUGACCCGUGGCUCCUGAUUGGCUGGAGCUCUGUGAGACUCUUAAGAGGCAAGCUGCUCUUCCCAUCAACCCCUGCAAAACUGGUUGAGCACUGUGAUACAUAUACGCCUAUCGUUUUGUAGUAUUCUAAGCAUUUCAACGUCCCUGGCUGGUAGGUAUAUGUAGAGCAGAGCAUCUAACAACUGGAUUUGAUUUGCUGCUCUUUAUAGUAGUUAAAUAACGCUGACAAUAUGAACUGUGUAAUUGGCGUUUGUCGUCUUUGUGCUGGUUCUCAAUGAAAUGGUCCAGCAGAAUAUGUGUCGUAAGUUUUAUUCACCUGCCAAAACUGUAUUGAUAUCCUGGAAUACUUAUAGAAAGAGAUUUUCUUUUGAAGCGUCUUUUUGUAAUAAUUUUAUUAAUUCUGGUGCAAGAGAUUUUUCUAAAUAUUUCGCAGGUUUAUUUUCCCAAAAAAGUGACGUCCAAAUAGAAUAUCUUUUCUAGAUUUAUACCUUCCAAAAUGCUGGGGCGCAUACAGCUUCAGAAUUUUCUAGUGCCUUUGUUUCAUAUGCUCAUACACGCAUAUACACAUUGAUCAACACUUACAUAACGUGUUAUUUACAUACAAUGUCUGUCUGAAUAUUGAUGCUUUGCUUCACCAGUAAACUCUAUGUAAGACUGUAUGUUUUCUAGAUGCUAUGAAUGUGACAGAUCAGUUCUGCCUUACAUUUACCACAAGCAUUUAAAUCAAAACCCUUUAUUGUUAUAAAGUGGAUAGAAAUGUGAAGAGUGGAAUAGAUAAGGGAGACAAGGGAGAGAGAGAGAGCUGAAAUAGUUAUUAAAUCCAGAUACAGUGCUUGUUUUUUCAAGAAUAUGAAUGUCAUUAGUGAUUAGUAAAUUUCAGUUGCUGUUACACAAAUUUGAAUGAUCAACAUUGUUAUUCAUUGAGAACCACAGCUAACAACAUUUAUUUGAGUUUUGGGAACCACUCUAAUUUAAAAGAAACGGAGAAGACUUACACCGACUGAAUGUUUACCUUCCUUUUAAAGGCAUACAUAGAAUACAUGAUUCAAUUGUGUGCAGAAGAGAUCAUCUAUAAUCAAAAAAAUGUAUUUUGUGCGUAGUAGACUCAUUAGUCCAUCUUCAUUCAUAAAAAAACAAAGUUUCUGCUUUUGUAAUGCCAUAGCAUUAGUAGUUGUUUUUGUAUUGAACAUAGGGGCAACCAUUCUUCAUCGAAAAGGUUUAGUUUAGAUCUAAGGGUUUUUAAAGGGUUUUUCAUUCAUAUGAAAUGUGUCUGCCCAAAAUGAGCUAGCCAAAGGGAAGAUGGUCUCUUGAGAACCAAAUCAGAAGCAGAUAGUACUCCCUGGUAUUUUUGACUGAAUGAUAGGUAAGUCGCAGAACGACUGAGUUUCUGGAGCGUGAAUGUGCAAUCAGUGACUAUACAAUAAAACUGUAAAGAAAAUCAAAAGCACUUUAAAAUAACGUCCAGCCACACAAUUCAUACUUUCAUAAAAGUAUGAGCUAAAGUAAAUCUGCAUCAUCCCAACAAUAUAAAAUUACAGCCUGGUAUGAGCGCACAAGGUUCACCACAUAAUGUAAUGGACUAAUGAUGGUUUUAUACUGGUUUAUGAAGCUGACAGGUUGAUCAGACCUUUGAAUGUGCACCAAUGUACAGCCACUUCACUAGGGUGAACAUGCACAUACUGCUUAGUAUUAAUGUGAUUGACUGCAGUAUGCUACAGAGUUGUAUUGUUUUGUUGUUUGGAAACCAGUGUUGGGUUAUAAAAUAUUUUGCUUUCAUGAUUAAAAAAAGUGUUGGAAAUCCAGAUUGUUCAGCUGUUAAUUUAACUUUGUAUUACAUCGCCAAAUGUUCAGUAAUAGAUUCCGGGAAGCAAAUUGAGUGUUGGCUAAUUUUGUCUUUGAUAUGAUGACAGUAAAUACAUGCAUGUUGUUGUUUUUGUUGUUGUUUUGUUUCUUUUCAUUGUCAAUUUUACCCAGCAUUGUCAAAUCACUUCAUUGUUGUCUAAUGUAAAUCAGGUUGUAUGCUAAACAAUCUUUUAAUAUGAGAAGAGGAGCCGGGGCGGAGGUUAAAUAAAACUGUUAAUAUUC
This is a messenger RNA of Triplophysa rosa, 3869 nucleotides long. It is a transcript of the gene sgms1a, whose product is annotated as sphingomyelin synthase 1a. Gene Ontology annotation, biological process: sphingomyelin biosynthetic process; ceramide biosynthetic process. Gene Ontology annotation, molecular function: protein binding; ceramide cholinephosphotransferase activity; sphingomyelin synthase activity. Gene Ontology annotation, cellular component: Golgi membrane; endoplasmic reticulum membrane. The record is from RefSeq and is a predicted model, not a curated record. Bases 529 to 1788 code for a protein of 419 amino acids. The transcript is spliced from 6 exons. NCBI's taxonomy places the organism in Eukaryota, Metazoa, Chordata, Actinopteri, Cypriniformes, Nemacheilidae.